Molecule: messenger RNA, 618 nt
Organism: Brenthis ino (lesser marbled fritillary)
Lineage: Eukaryota; Metazoa; Arthropoda; Insecta; Lepidoptera; Nymphalidae
Source: the annotation of a GenBank genome assembly
AUGGAGGAUAUAGAAGAAUACUAUGAGACAUCAAAUACUAUAUGGGAAAAAUUCGAAAUCUUUUGUAAAGCCCAAGCAACAAGCUCUUUGGAUGUCUCAAAAGGUGGCGUUAGCACGGGAAAAGACCCUACAUGGUGGAACACAAACGUGAAGAAGAAAGUAAGUAACAAGAAACAGAUUUUUAAGGAAUGGCAGAAAUCCAAUAACGACUUUGACAAAGAUAGAUAUAAAGAAGCAAAAUCACUGGCUAAGCGCACUGUUGCCCAGGCAAGAGCACAGUCACGAGAAACCUUCUACAAUAAAAUAGAAAACAGCAAGUCCGACAGCGAAAUAUUUAAAAUUGCCAAGAAAAGGCACAAUGCAACUUUAGAUGUUAGAAUCAAUAAAUAUAUUAAAGAUAAAAAUGAUAUCCUCUUGACCAAAAAUACCGAUAUAAACAAGCGGUGGUAUGAGUAUUACGAAUCAUUGCUGAAUGAGGAAUAUCCCAGUGAACAUCUUAUACCAUUGGAACCAGUGCGGGGUCCUAUAGAAGACCUAACACUCGCAGAAGUGCAGAAGGCAGUGUCUAAAAUGAAAAACAACAAAGCAGUGGGGCCAGAUGAAAUACCUGCGGAACUG